CACAUGACUCCCCCUGCUGAUGUGUCUGGGUAAUCCCUCCCGGUUUUGUGAGACGUCACGGUGACGUGUCUAUAGCCGGUGCGAAGAUGUGGUUCUGGUCCCGGGACCCGGCUCGUGAUUUCCCUUAUGAUAUUACCGGUGAGAGAGAGGAAUUACCGGGAGGAUGGGGCAUUCAGAAAGGCAAAAAGAAGACUGGUGGUGACCCGGUAUCUGUCUUUACUUAUGAAAUCCAUCCUGGAACAGAAGAACAGACACAAGCUGCUAAAUCAGCCCUCAAAAGAAUCAAGACUUUAAGACACCCAAAUAUCUUAGCAUAUGUUGAUGGCUUAGAGACAGACAAAUGCUUAUACAUAGUGACUGAACCAGUUACCACUUUGGGAACGUACAUAAAGUCAAGGACUGACACUGGAGGAAUCAGUGAGCUGGAAAUUUCUUGGGGUCUCCACCAGAUAGUGAAAGCACUCAGUUUUCUGACGAAUGAUUGUAACCUCAUUCACAACAAUGUGUAUAUGUCAGCUGUGUUUGUGGACCGGGCAGGGGAGUGGAAACUUGGGGGCCUAGACUAUAUGUACCCAGCUGGUAGCGAAGAAAAUGCCCCCAAAAAAGGCCCUGAACUGGAGAAGUAUAAUCCACCUGAGAAGUCAGACCGUGCAAAGACUUCUGUCGAGAAGUGGUCUGCAGACAUGUGGUGUCUUGGCUGCUUAAUCUGGGAGGUAUUUAAUGGUCCUCUUCCCCGCCCCACUGCUCUUCGUUCACUUGGAAAGAUCCCUAAGUCACUGGUACCUCACUACUGCGAGCUUGUUGGAGCAAAUCCUAAAAUCCGUCCCAACCCUGCACGAUUCCUGCAGAACUCACGGGCUCCUGGGGGAUUCCUCAGCAACAGCUUUGUGGAAACCAAUCUGUUCCUUGAAGAGAUACAGAUUAAAGACCCAGCUGAACGUCAGGCAUUUUUUGAGCAGCUCAGUGAACACUUGGAUUCUUUUCCUGAAGACUUCUGUCGACACAAAAUCCUUCCCCAGCUGCUCACGGCUUUUGAGUUUGGCAGUGCGGGCGCUGUUAUCCUCACACCCUUAUUUAAAAUUGGUAAAUUUCUGAAUGCCGAUGAAUAUCAGCAGAAGAUCAUCCCCAUCAUUGUUAAAAUGUUCUCUUCCACUGACAGAGCCAUGAGGAUACGACUUCUACAGCAGAUGGAGAACUUUAUCCAGUAUCUAAAUGAGCCGACUGUCAACUCACAAAUCUUCCCCCAUGUUGUCCAUGGUUUUAUGGAUACAAACCCAGCUAUACGAGAACAGACUGUGAAGUCCAUGUUGCUCCUGGCUCCCAAGUUAAAUGAAAAUAACCUAAAUGUGGAGCUGAUGAAGCAUUUUGCACGGCUGCAGGCGCGGGAUGACCAGGGACCAAUCCGCUGCAAUACAACUGUGUGUUUGGGAAAGAUUGCCUCUUAUCUGAACCCUGCUACACGACAGAGGGUCUUGAUAUCCGCUUUUAGUAGAGCUACAAAAGAUCCCUUUUCCCCAUCACGUGCUGCUGGUGUCCUUGGUUUUGCUGCUACACACAAUUUUUACUCUAUGAACGAUUGUGCUGGGAAAAUUCUUCCUGUACUUUGUGGGGCCACAAUGGAUCCUGAGAAGAGUGUCCGGGAUCAGGCUUUCAAAACGAUCCGCAGUUUUUUGGAUAAACUUGAGGCUAUUUCAGAGGACCCGACACAGUUAGCUGAGCUAGAAAAAGAUGUACAUGCAGCAUCAACAAGCCCGGGUAUUGUCGGUGGAUGGGCUGGUUGGGCUGUAACUGGAGUCUCAUCCUUGACGUCUAAAUUUAUCCGCACCAGUCCUUCAGGUGGACCGGAACCUGCCCCUGCAGGUGAAACGCCAGCAUCUUCAGCAGCCCAUGCAGAAACAAGUAAAUCAGACACUACACCUGCCCCUGUUUCCACCUCUACCUCAUCUCUUACAUCCCAAUAUGUGCCAGAAGAUGAUGAAAAUGAGGUCGAUAAUAAUCCCUUAGACAGGUGGGAUGAAGAAGAUUGGGGUAGUCUAGAGGAUUCUGAUCAGAGUAAAAUACAGCCAGAAAAUGAUGACUGGGACACAACCUGGAGCCAGAGCACAAGUAAAAAAACAGCAGAGAGGACGGUUUCAUAUACAUCGUCGAAAAAUAAAGCAGAGACAGAUCACAGACUGACAGAUAUUAGGAGCCCUCCUGCAUCUGAGGACAACUGGGGGUGGGAAGAUGCCUUUCAACCAGUUUCCCAAAAAAAAGAGCAAACACAGUCCCCCUUUUUGCCACCAGAGGGCACAAGGUUAGCCAGUGACUACAACUGGGGCACAUCAGAAGCAGGUGAAAAACAUGCAGCCUUCUUCUCUGUUGUGGCUGAGAAAACCAGCCAGAAACAAUAUAGUAAUCCCAGUUCAGAAGGAGGUGGUGACUGGGGCGGAGAUGACAACUGGGAGUCUGUGGAAGCAGAGCAGGGCCUAAGCAAAGCAGAGAUUGCUAGGAAGAAGAGGGAGGAACGCCAACGAGAAAUGGAAGCUAAACGUGCUGAGCGGAGAGCAGCCAAGGGACCCCUGAAACUUGGAGUGAGAAAACUGGAUUAAAAAGAGUAAAGAAACAGUAAAACCAGAGAUGGGGACAAGCCAUCAGUAAAGAAUGGACACGGUCAGAGAUUUCAUAAUAUUUAUGUUGUAUAAAUUUUUAUCUUACAUACAAUGCUGUAUAUUCACAGCUGAAGAAUAAAAGGACAUUUUCCAAACCAGAAUUUAUCGCUUCUGUAAUUCCAUGUACAUAUAUAAUAAACUCCAAUAAAAAUGAAAUCUAGCCCUG
This is a messenger RNA of Hyla sarda, 2817 nucleotides long. It is a transcript of the gene SCYL1, whose product is annotated as SCY1 like pseudokinase 1. Gene Ontology annotation, biological process: protein phosphorylation. The coding region runs from base 87 to 2591 and encodes 834 amino acids. Lineage: Eukaryota; Metazoa; Chordata; Amphibia; Anura; Hylidae. The record is from RefSeq and is a predicted model, not a curated record. The transcript has 19 exons. Gene Ontology annotation, molecular function: protein kinase activity; ATP binding.